AUGAGAGCUAUGCUCCCCAUAUUGUGUGAUCAGGUCAUUGUUCACGGCGAAAAGGCAAUGGUGUGGACACACUUUCCUGCUGAGCAGAUCUAUGUUGUGACAAUUCUCACGGAGGCCAACAUUGAUGCGGAUGUUUUCCAUGCUGGAGUAUCUCGUGAUGAGGGAAUUAAUCUCAUUGAACGAUAUACUCAGAAACAUGACGAGUGCAUGGUGCUAGUAAGUGAAUAUAACGUCAAUGCUGCUGGUUUGAACCUACAAAGCUCAUGUCAAAAUGUUCAUCUCCUCUCCGUGGGCCUAUUCAAGUCAGUUGUCAAUCAAGCUAUAGGAAGAGUCAGUCGACUGGGCCAAGAGCGUAUUACGUUCGUCUACGAGUAUCGCCCCGGAAAGUCUUUCGACCAAGUUCUUGUUCAUCGCAGCGAGAUAAAAGCUCUUCCAGGCCUGAUAGUGGACCUCGGCGAGGAUUUUGACUUCAGCUCAAUCUCGCAAGGUGACAGACAAAUGUAUAACUAG
Molecule: messenger RNA, 510 nt
Organism: Aspergillus alliaceus
Lineage: Eukaryota; Fungi; Ascomycota; Eurotiomycetes; Eurotiales; Aspergillaceae
Exons: 1
Coding region: 1-510 (169 amino acids)
Source: RefSeq, a predicted model, not a curated record